Molecule: messenger RNA, 2026 nt
Organism: Populus nigra (black poplar)
Lineage: Eukaryota; Viridiplantae; Streptophyta; Magnoliopsida; Malpighiales; Salicaceae
Product: probable serine/threonine-protein kinase PIX13
Exons: 6
Coding region: 415-1680 (421 amino acids)
Biological process (GO): protein phosphorylation
Molecular function (GO): protein kinase activity; ATP binding
Source: RefSeq, a predicted model, not a curated record
UGGUAGCAAAUGACAAAUCUAAAGAUCGUGAAAAUAACCACCGAGCUCUCCUCUUAGGACCAAACCCUGUCAUAGAAAAAUAACUCAACAUCCAUUUCCAUAUUCUCAAGCACCUCAUAAUGCCAGAACAAUGAUCCUCUUCUUUUAUUUUUCAAAUAAUUUUUCUAGAGUUUCAGCGACUGCCUAACACGUUAACGAGUAGCUGGCUACCUAGGUCAAUGUAGUUCUUUGUUUCUUUUCCUUUUUUCGUUUCAGAAAACAGAUUUCUCAUACUAAAAUAAACGACAGACUGGAAGACAAAUCCCCUGCCAUUUCAGCAGACAUCUCAAAGUCAACACCUUCUCCCUCCCACCGUCCCUCCAUCCAUCCCUCUCACGUAGUUGAUUCUUUAUUCUUCAAAGGAAGAAUUAUUUGAUGGGGAACUUCUGGAGUUGUUUAUCUGGUAAGUCAAAUCAAGCCAUAGCUUCAGCAGCCGGAGAUCCAGUUCUUGAACCAAUCCCAGACCCAGACCCUGCCCCUAGCACGAUUGAUAAUCUUAAAGAUGGUGGUAUAUCUUUUCUUGGUGGAACUGGAUAUAUUUCUGGCUCCAAUUGGUUCUCCAUGGCAACCACCAACUUUACUGUUUGGUUGUCUCAAGCAAGUGGUGUUCUUGCAGCUAUUUGGGGUGAGGACAAUGAGUUCUUACCUGAAAUAGAUGGUGGUUUUCUUCCAGAUGAUGGAGCUCUUCCAGAUGGUGGAAGUGCUUCAGACUUAAAGGUUAGAGCUUUCACAUUUGAUCAACUGAAAGCUGCAACUUUCAAUUUUAGAAGUGAUAUUGUGUUGGGAAAGGGAGGUUUUGGAAAUGUUUACAAGGGUUGGCUCAAGGAGAAGGUACCGUCACAGGAUACCAGGAAAUGGCCCAUUGCUGUCAAGAGAUUGGAUGCAAGCAGCAAGCAAGGAUAUCGGCAAUGGCAGGCAGAGGUUGGUUUCUUAGCAAGGCUUUCUCAUCCAAACAUCGUGAAACUAGUGGGAUACUGUCGAGAAAAGGAAGAGUAUCUAAUUGCAUAUGAAUUCAUGCAAAAAGGAAGCUUAAAUUAUCAUCUCUUUGGAAAGGGCUCAAAAAGGCUGAUUCCAUGGGAAGAAAGGGCUAAAAUUGCUACAGGAAUGGCUCAAGGCCUGAAUUACUUGCAUACAUUGGAGAAGCCAAUAAUUUUCAGAGAUUUCAAGUCCUCCAAUAUACUGCUUGAUGAGUCAUAUGCUCCAAAGAUAUCAGACUUUGGCUUGGCGAAAUGGGCUCCCGCUACCGGGGACUCCUACAUAACGGGACAAGUUGUUGGCACAAAGGGUUAUGCUGCUCCUGAGUAUGUUCGUAAUGGGAAACUGUACAUAAAAAGUGAUGUAUAUAGUUUUGGAGUUGUUUUGGUCGAGAUGCUGACAGGCCUACGGGUAAUUGAUAUAAAUCGUCCACCUGCGCAACAUAACCUAGUGAAAUGGAUCAAACCAAAACUAUCAGAAAGAAGCCAGCUGAAGCAUAUAAUGGACCCCAGGUUGGAGGGGAAGUAUCCUCCCAGACUAGCUUCAAGAAUGGCUUUAAUUGCUGUUCCUUGUCUUUGUGAUGAACCGCAAUUCCGUCCAUCGAUGAAAGAAGUGUCUGACAUGUUGGAAGGGAUAGUAAAAUCUCAAGAAACCAAGAAGAUGUAAAUUCAUUCUAGUAGGUUCCUUGUGAACCUGGCCGAUCCUUCGCUUGAACAGAGCUGGAAGGAAUAUCUCGUUGUUGCAGGUUUUGAUCCUCAUUUACAGUGAAAGAUGUCCGCUGAGGUUCUUAUGUUGUUUCCAUGUUUGGAUGCUCGAGCCCUUUUCUCCAUGCCGUUGAACAAGUUCCGGUGCAUGCUGAGAUUCAUUUUUACUUUUCACAUGUCUUUUUCCUAUAAUGCUUCUGAUAAUAUUCUGUGUCUUCCAACUUAUACCACAGUCAGAAACGAGUUCAUACCAGUCAAAUAAUUGUAUCUGUUUUCUUGUCUUUCAAGGUUUUUGCAGCUUCUGAUUC